CUUAGAAUACAAAGGGACUGAUCAAACCAAACAAGCAUAGCUUCCUUAGCAAACUACAACCUAUUCCUUUCAACAUAUAACACAAACCUUAUCAAUCAUUCAACAUGCAUUCCUCACUUCUUCAUGACCUAGUUGUUGGAACUCCAAUCAUAUAUGAUCAGUUUCAAAAGUCAGUUAACAGAUACUUACUUGAUUCUUCGUCUCAUCAAUGUCAAUAUCCACCCAAACAUCAAAGUAGAGAAAAUUCAAUCCAGAAAAUGCGCUGCAGGAAGGCCGAUAGUCUCUCACAAAGAAUCCAAGAACAUGUGAGACUGGGAGCAAACAUAUCUCAAACACUAAAGAGGAAGUUGAGCUUAGGGGCUCAAAUUCUUCAAGUGGGUGGAGUAGAGAAAGUGUUUAUGCAGUAUUUUAGUGUGAGCGAGGAGGAGACGCUGUUGAGAGUUUCUCACUGUUAUUUGUCCACCACAUCUGGUCCUCUAGCCGGUCUCCUCUACAUCUCCACUGAAAAGGUUGCCUUUUGCAGUGAGAGAUCAAUAAAAGUCUUUAAUCAGAAAGGUCAUAUGUGUAGAAUCCGCUAUAAGGUUACCAUUCCACUGAAGAAGAUCAAGUGUGUGAAUCAAAGUCAAAAUAUAGAGAAGCCAACACAGAAGUACAUAAAUAUAGUUACAGUGGACGAUUUUGAUUUCUGGCUUAUGGGUGUAUCAAAAUAUCAGAAAACUUUCAAAUAUCUCGAGGAGGCAAUUUCUCAAGCUUAGAUAAAUAUAACAAGUCCACUAUUAGAGCAUAAUAUAUAAUGUACGUCGAGGCAUGAAGGAAGCUUCAUGUUGACAGAAUGAUAAACAUUAAGAUACAACUUACAAGAGAUGAUAAACAACAAGCUAUGUAAAGACAGAUGUAAUUAAAUAUAAGCUUUGAAUAGAGGGACUUCGCGGACAAAACAUCUCGUAGAAGUUUUGGCUUUUCACUCAAGAUUGACCAUUGAAAUAACAGCUGGACAUGGUUUCAUUCAUAUGAGCUCGGAUGCAAACUUAUCUAUCAACAUAUUGUUGAUAAAGUUGUCGAUGCAAGAGAUCAUUUGGCGUGUGCUUUGUAACAAACCCGAAGCAGUGACUGUUAAUGAUAGGGUAUUUGGGACCAUAUUAGCAGAAGGUAUCCAUUUAUCCACAGAGAGACCUAUGUUAAGUUCGACGAAGAGAGAUUUAUUAAUUGUUAUGGUAGAAAACAAGAUGGAAGGAAAUGUAAAUAGAAAGAACUAAGAAAAAUGUUAGAAGUUUAGUUUCAGGCUCAACUACUUUCAAAUUAUUUGUACUCAGACCAGUCAAAUCUUUAAGAAAAUUUAUUUAUAAAUUAUUUUAACUAGCAAGACUUAAAUUGGUUAAUGUGAUCCU
This is a messenger RNA of Trifolium pratense (red clover), 1388 nucleotides long. RefSeq names its product GEM-like protein 4. Lineage: Eukaryota; Viridiplantae; Streptophyta; Magnoliopsida; Fabales; Fabaceae. The transcript has 4 exons. The record is from RefSeq and is a predicted model, not a curated record. Bases 105 to 755 code for a protein of 216 amino acids.